Molecule: messenger RNA, 2007 nt
Organism: Manihot esculenta (cassava)
Lineage: Eukaryota; Viridiplantae; Streptophyta; Magnoliopsida; Malpighiales; Euphorbiaceae
Product: RING-H2 finger protein ATL13
Exons: 1
Coding region: 441-1853 (470 amino acids)
Source: RefSeq, a predicted model, not a curated record
UUUUUAUCCUUUCUUUUUUAAUUAUUUUACUCUCUCAAUUCAAUUUGGCUACCAAGUGAGAUCUAUUUUCAUUUAAUUUUUGCACUGUCCUCAUUAAUUGUCUACUCUUGAAAGUUGAACUUCACCUUCUGGGCACUGGGCUCUCCAUUUAUCUUCUCUUAAUUGUCUCAUUGAUCUCUCUCUCUCUCUCUCUCUCUCUCUCUCUCUCUCUUCUCAUUUGACUUGCAGGUUCCUGUUACAGUAAAAAGGAAAUUGACAAGCUCUUUGUGUGUCCCAAACCUCUCAUAAGAGGGGCAGUAGGCUUAAAGUAACUUUGUGGGGAUUCUUCUUUGGGCCUUGGCUUUGUCUGUUGUAGCAGAUGAGGUGUUUGAUAAAUCACACAGCUCAAGGCUAAAGCUGCAAUCUUGGUGAGUUUCUGUUGUUUUCAAUCAUAACAAAUCAUGGACUGGGUUUCCCUCCAAAAUAAGGUAAGUACCAAUUUUUCUCCUUCACAACAACCUUAUUUUCUUGCUCAGACACCUCCACAACCAAGUCUUGAUUCAGAUGGUUUUAGCCUGAACAACAAAAUCAGUCCAAGUGUAUUUCUUAUCAUAAUAAUUCUUGCUAUUGUUUUCUUUGUUUCUGGGUUGCUUCAUCUUCUUGUUAGACUUCUUUUAAGACCACCCAGUAGAAACCCAGAUGAUUUGGAGAAUGUGACUGCUCUUCAAGGGCAAUUGCAGCAACUCUUUCAUCUCCAUGACUCUGGUGUUGAUCAGUCAUUUAUAGAUACUCUCCCUGUGUUCCAAUACAAAGCCAUUAUUGGAUUGAAGAACCCUUUUGAUUGUGCUGUAUGUUUGUGUGAAUUUGAGCCUGAGGAUGAGCUUAGAUUGCUUCCAAAAUGUAGCCAUGCCUUUCACAUGGAGUGUAUAGACACUUGGUUAUUAUCUCACUCCACUUGCCCUCUCUGUAGAGGUUGCUUGCUGCCUGAUUUCUCUCCAAACAACACCUGCUCUCCCAUUGUUAUUGUUCUUGAAUCUAGUGAGAGCCCCAGAGAGAUUUUAACUGAUAGAGAGAAUAAUAUUGGCAGAACCAGUUCAGUUUUAACAACAAAUUCCCAUCUAUGUAUUCAAGGAGACAAUGAUUUGGGAUCAUCUAGAAUAGAUUUUUCACAAAAGUCAUGUGAAAUUGCUAGAAAAGAUGACUGUAACCCAAGAAUCAUGGUGGAUUCAGGAGAGAAAGUUGUUCCUGUUAAGCUAGGAAAGUUUAAGAAUGUGGAUAUUGGUGAAGGGAGUAGCAAUAAUAGUAAGGUUGAUGAAAGAAGAUGUUUUUCUAUGGGAUCAUUUGAGUAUGUAAUGGAUGAGAACUGUUCAUUGCAAGUUGCUUUGAGGACUCCAUUGAAGAAGAAACAAUCAAACAAGAAACCUUCUUUGCCAUUAACUCCUGGCCACAGACCUGCAAUGUCUGAAUGUGAUUUAGAAUCAAGAAGAGAACUCCAUGGAUUUGAAGGCAGCAAUAGAAAUUCCAUUGACAGAAGCAGAAGGGAGAGCUUUUCUAUAUCUAAGAUUUGGCUUAGAGGGGAAAAGGAGAAGCAGAAAUCAACUGGGGAUUCUUCAAGGAGGGCCUUUUCCUUCCGGUUUCCGGUGAACAAAAAUGCUGUCGCCGGCAGUGAUUUGAAGGUGAAGAAUGGUAAUAGCAGGAGAACUAAAUCUGAGAUUGGAAUUGGAAGAUGGGAAAAUGGAGGAAUUGGAUUGAGUUUUGAUGAAGAAAAUCAGAGCUGUAAUGCAAAAACUCCUUCAUUUGCCAGGAGGACUCUGCUUUGGCUUGUAGGGAGACAAAACAAGGUUAUUCACUCAAACUUUUCAUCUAAUGUCUAGUUUCUUUUUCAUUUUCUUGGAUUCUUCUUCUUUUUUCUGGGAAAAUUUCCGUCUAUUCCAUCAUUAUGUACAAGGCAGAAUUUGGAAUUUUGUAGUUUAAAAGAAAAGUGGAAAUUAUGAAAAAGCACAGAAUCGAUGGUUACUAUUCAUUGUA